GGAGUUAAAAAUCUGUUUGACUUAUGGAAAAAAAAACUGCCCGUCUGUGAAUGUUCUCAUAUGAUAUAUACCUUGUGAGCCAGUGGCUGAGCAACUGUACACACUCGGAGCCCGGAGUCUGCUGUUAAUGAGCAGAGCCUUAAUCACAACCAUAUGCCGAUCGGUCCAGCACUCGCCUGUUAAAGCCGUCUGACUGUAUCAGAAGUGAUGGUGGCUGGAGGCUUUCUGAGCCAGUUGCUGUUGCUGGUUGUGUUGAGGCCGUGGGGUGUAGCUGUGCCGAGUGAGGGGGGUCCCCAACGCUGUGUGCGCUGCUGUGACCCCUACCCAGGGCCCCCCUCUGCAGCCUCCAGCCCCCCACCCAGCCCGGCCGUGGGCACCUACCCCGCUUACCCCCGGCCACACAUCCACCCCCACAUCAACAUCACCAUCCUGAAAGGAGAGAAGGGAGACCGCGGCGAGCGGGGGAGCUACGGGAAGCUGGGGAAGGCGGGGGCGGUGGGGUUGCGAGGCCCCCCAGGGCUGAAGGGGAGCAGGGGGCAGGUGGGGGCCACGGGCAGCCCCUGCAAACAGCAGCACUCGGCGUUCUCGGUGGGCCGCAGGAAGGGGCUGCACAGCAGCGACUAUUACCGGGCUCUCGUCUUCGACACCGUCUUCGUCAACCUGCGCCAGGACUUCAACAUGUUCAAGGGCCGUUUCUACUGCUCGGUGCCCGGGGUCUACUUCUUCAACCUGAACGUCCACACCUGGAACUUCAAGGAGACGUACCUGCACCUGAUGAGGAACGAGCAGGAGGUGGCCAUCUGUUACGCGCAGCCCAGCGAGCGCAGCGUCAUGCAGAGCCAGAGCGUCAUGUUGGCCCUGGCCCCGGGGGACCAGGUCUGGGUCCGUCUGUACAAGCGCGAGCGAGAGAACGCCGUGUACAGCGACGACGUGGACACUUACAUCACCUUCAACGGUUACCUGGUCAAGGCCGACGAUGACUGA
Molecule: messenger RNA, 984 nt
Organism: Callorhinchus milii (elephant shark)
Lineage: Eukaryota; Metazoa; Chordata; Chondrichthyes; Chimaeriformes; Callorhinchidae
Product: complement C1q tumor necrosis factor-related protein 6-like
Exons: 3
Coding region: 208-984 (258 amino acids)
Molecular function (GO): protein binding
Source: RefSeq, a predicted model, not a curated record